Daucus carota subsp. sativus is the source of this 3273-nucleotide messenger RNA. RefSeq names its product chaperone protein ClpB3, chloroplastic. The transcript has 10 exons. Gene Ontology annotation, molecular function: ATP binding; ATP hydrolysis activity. The record is from RefSeq and is a predicted model, not a curated record. NCBI's taxonomy places the organism in Eukaryota, Viridiplantae, Streptophyta, Magnoliopsida, Apiales, Apiaceae. The coding region runs from base 138 to 3074 and encodes 978 amino acids. Gene Ontology annotation, cellular component: cytoplasm. Gene Ontology annotation, biological process: cellular response to heat; protein refolding.
GAGGAUUCAAAAAUCAAUAAUAAUAAAUAUAAAUUAGCUGCUUCACAUGUUCUGAACGCCCCAGUGCAGUGAAUCCAAACCAACCAGUUCACUGCUCUGACUUCACCGCCAAAUAGCACCGUUGCCGUUCUCCGGCAAUGGCUUCUCCGGCGACCUUUUUCUCCGCCAUACACCGACCUCCAAGUAACAAAACUAGCCUGGUCUCUCACUCCUCCACACUCUCCGUCAAUCUCUCUUCCACUUAUCCACCUCUCCAAGCUCUAACUUGCUCUCUCUCAUUCAAAUUCAAUAGACACUCCGCGUCUCUCACCCGAAAAACUCGCCCUGUCUUUUCCCCAGCCAAUCCUAGACCUUCUCUAGUUCGCUGCCAAGCUUCUAGCGGAAAGGUUUCACAAGAGGAGUUUACGGAAAUGGCCUGGCAAGCGAUUGUUUCGUCGCCAGAAGUGGCUAAAGAGAAUAAGCAUCAGAUUGUUGAGACGGAACAUCUGAUGAAGGCUUUGUUGGAACAGAAGAAUGGACUUGCUCGUCGUAUUUUUUCGAAAGCUGGUGUCGAUAAUACACGCCUUCUUGAUGCUACGGAUAAGUUUAUCAAACGACAACCAAAGGUUAUCGGUGAUUCUGCGGGUUCAAUGUUAGGGCGAGACCUGGAAACCCUAUUACAACGAGCCAGAGAUUACAAAAAAGAGUAUAAUGAUUCAUUUGUAGCGGUUGAGCAUUUAGUACUUGGUUUCGUGCAAGAUAAGAGAUUCGGAAAACAAUUGUUUAAGGAUUUUCAGAUCUCAAUGAAAGCUUUAACAGAUGCUGUGCAAGCAAUAAGAGGACGCCAAACGGUGAUUGACCAAGAUCCUGAAGGGAAAUAUGAAGCAUUGGAGAAAUAUGGUAAAGAUUUAACAGCUAUGGCAAAAGCGGGAAAGCUUGACCCGGUGAUAGGAAGAGAUGAUGAAAUUCGUAGGUGCAUCCAAAUUCUUUCCAGGAGAACAAAGAAUAACCCCGUGCUAAUUGGCGAACCAGGUGUUGGGAAAACUGCAAUUUCUGAAGGGCUUGCCCAGAGAAUUGUGCAAGGAGAUGUGCCUCAAGCUUUAAUGAAUAGAAAGUUAAUAUCCUUAGACAUGGGUGCUCUCAUUGCUGGGGCAAAGUACCGUGGUGAGUUUGAGGAUAGAUUAAAAGCUGUGCUCAAGGAAGUGACAGAAUCAGAUGGGCAGACAAUUCUGUUCAUAGAUGAGAUUCAUACAGUUGUGGGGGCAGGUGCAACCAGUGGGGCAAUGGAUGCUGGCAAUCUUUUGAAGCCGAUGCUUGGUCGUGGAGAAUUGCGUUGUAUUGGGGCGACCACCUUGGAUGAAUACCGUAAAUACAUUGAGAAAGAUCCAGCCCUGGAACGUCGUUUUCAACAAGUGCUUGUUGAUCAACCCACGGUAGGAGAUACCGUCUCUAUACUCCGUGGACUUCGCGAAAGAUAUGAGCUGCACCAUGGUGUUCGCAUUUCUGACGGUGCACUUGUCGAUGCUGCAAUUCUUUCAGAUCGUUACAUUAGCGGACGCUUUUUACCUGAUAAAGCUAUUGACUUGGUCGAUGAAGCGGCCGCAAAACUGAAGAUGGAAAUCACCUCAAAACCAACUGCUCUCGAUGAGAUUAAUCGUGCAGUACUGAAGUUAGAGAUGGAGAGGCUAUCUCUUACAAAUGACACUGAUAAAGCUUCCAGAGACCGAUUAAGUCGUCUUGAAGGGGAGUUGAAUUUAUUAAAGGAGACCCAGGCUGAAUUGAAUGAGCAGUGGGAACAUGAAAAAACAGUCAUGACACGCUUACAAUCAAUAAAAGAAGAGAUUGACAGAGUAAAUCUUGAGAUCCAGCAGGCAGAGAGGGAAUAUGAUCUUAAUAGGGCAGCUGAGUUGAAGUACGGGAGCUUAAACUCAUUGCAGCGUCAGCUUGAAACUGCAGAAAAAGAACUUGAUGAGUACAUGAAGUCAGGGAAGUCCAUGCUUAGAGAAGAAGUUAGUGGGAGUGACAUUGCUGAGCUUGUGAGUAAAUGGACUGGUAUUCCUGUUUCCAAGCUACAACAGUCAGAGAGGGAGAAGCUGUUACACUUGGAAUUGGAGCUACAUAAACGCGUGGUUGGUCAAGAUCCUGCAGUGACAUCUGUUGCUGAUGCUAUCCAGCGAUCUCGAGCAGGUCUCUCAGAUCCUAACCGUCCAAUAGCUAGCUUUAUGUUCAUGGGUCCUACAGGAGUUGGUAAAACAGAACUAGCAAAGGCCCUUGCCUCUUAUAUGUUCAACACUGAAGAGGCCCUUGUAAGAAUAGAUAUGAGUGAGUACAUGGAAAAGCAUGCGGUUUCAAGGUUGAUAGGGGCUCCCCCUGGGUAUGUAGGGUAUGAGGAAGGAGGACAGCUGAGUGAGACUGUCCGGAGGAGGCCAUAUGCAGUUAUUUUGUUUGAUGAGAUUGAGAAAGCCCAUUCUGACGUGUUCAAUGUUUUUCUUCAAAUCCUAGAUGAUGGUAGAGUUACAGAUUCACAGGGCCGAACUGUGAGUUUCACUAACACUGUCAUCAUUAUGACUUCAAAUGUGGGUUCACAAUACAUUCUUAAUACAGAUGAUGACUCCGUGUCGAAAGAAACAACGUAUGAAACCAUAAAGCAGAAGGUAAUGGAUGCUGCUAGGUCAGUUUUCCGACCGGAGUUCAUGAAUCGGGUUGAUGAGUAUAUAGUUUUUCAGCCUCUUGAUCGUGACCAGAUCAACAGUAUCGUCAGGAUACAGCUGGAACGUGUUCAAAAGAGGAUAGCAGAUCGAAAAAUGAAGCUUCAAGUCAGUGAUGCUGCUAUUAAACUCCUAGGAAGUCUUGGGUAUGAUCCAAGCUAUGGUGCCAGGCCUGUAAAGCGAGUGAUCCAGCAGAAUGUGGAGAAUGAGCUUGCCAAGGGUAUCUUGAGGGGACAGUUUAAGGAUGAAGACACAGUCUUCAUAGACACAGAGGUCACAGCAUUUUCCAAUGGCCAGCUACCUCAGCAAAAGCUAGUUUUUAAGAGAUUAGAUUCUGAUUCAGAUACCACAGCAGAGAAAGCAGAAACGUUUUCAAAGACCGUUUAAGGUUCCAUGCACUUGCAAUCAUACCAAACUGAGCUGAAUAUACUUGUAAUCUGUUAACAAAAUUCUUUAAUUUUGUACAGGAUUCUGUAAUUAUGAGGAUAAAGCAUUGUAUUAUUGUAAACUAUGUUAGUUGUAACAAAUAAUAUGCUGAGAUGAAUAUAUAUUUAGAUGUAAAGAUGAGGAAAGUUAUCUUUGGAUU